This is a messenger RNA of Meleagris gallopavo (turkey), 5356 nucleotides long. NCBI's taxonomy places the organism in Eukaryota, Metazoa, Chordata, Aves, Galliformes, Phasianidae. The record is from RefSeq and is a predicted model, not a curated record.
ACUUCUUGGGCCGGGACCCUGGAGCGGGAAACGCGGUGCCGUGAGCUCAGCCCGCCCUCGGCCUUGACAGCUGAUCUGCCCCGCUGGGCUGUUAUCUGUCUGUCCGGUAUAAAAGUUAAAAAGGACUCUGCUCAGAUGUGCGAACGGCUCCGAGCUCAAUCAAGGAAGCGGUGAUGCUAUUGCACCGCUAGCACAGUAUCGGAAGCACUUACAGGCUGUUCAGAAUUGCUUCAGCUUCAACUGGGAGUUGUUUGCUGGGGAUGGCUUGGUAUGGUAAAGAGCAUCUUGACUGGAAAACGAGUUGAUAGUGACUGAGCCUAUUUCUGCUGCCUUGUGGCGCUUGGAGAGAGGAUUAUCUUUCUCAAAGGUGUGAGUGCUAAAGUAACUUGUUGAGGGGGAGGAACACGAGAAAAACAGAAUAAUGUGUGUGCUCCCAGAGUUACGGUUACUACAGCUAAGUUAGCACUGUGAAAUUCCGAAGUUUGGUAGGUAUGAGUGGCUUUGGUCAUGAUGAAUUUUUUUUCCUGUUUUUAUAAAACGCUGCGAAACUUUGAAUUGAUGUUAAAACUUGGAAAAUUGGGGGUGACUCAGUUCUAACUUGAUGUCAUCGGAUUGUUCUGCUGGAAAUCUACUUGUAGUCAAAAUCCUACUUAGUCUGCAAUGCACAGUGUAACUCAUAAACAUAUGCAUGACAGCAGACAACGGCUGAGCUGCUGUGCUGCACCAAGGGGACAUGGACUGGAGCCCAGGGAUUCUACUUCUACCAGCCCAAAUUUUGUAUUUCAAAGACAGUGCUUUUCUUCUCUGUAGUGUUGGUAGGGCUUUCAUGUUUUCCCCCUCUCCAAAUCUCAGGCUGUGUGAGGUUUACAUGCAUUUAACUCAGUGUCUGACUGCAUGCUGUAAUCAGUGUCAGGGCAACAUCAGUGAGAUCAGGGUAAGUCAGGGUCAGAAAUGCAUACAGGAAGAGAUGGCAUCCCCCUGCUCCUUUCCCAGUUCCCAACUGCAGGUACAGCUGUCAGUGCCCUCCUCCCAAAGGCAUCUGCAGGACAACCAGCAGCACUGGGACAUGCCAACGCUUCAGUACAAAGUCUGGUUGCUCAGAUCAAACUGCAGCAGGAGAGGGCUGAGUUAAGCUAUUGGACUUUGUGUUGAAGCAUCUGAGCAGUCCUUGCAUACUGCUGGUGCUUCCCUACUGGAGAAGCCUUUGCAGUAGAGAAGGUAAAAUCAAGUCACUCUAGCUGAUUGAUGAAAAUAUGUUAAGCCUUACACUGUUAUACUGAUGUUAUGCAGAACCAAAAUAUUUCCUAAUUCUGUAAUACCUCAAAUAAUCUUUGCUCUGUGAAAAGAGAUACUGAAGCUAGGGGAACAAAAAGAAGGGGAAAGAAAUAGUUUGCAAGUUUCAUAAUAAAUGAGAGAAUACCUGCUAUGUUGGUUUGAUGCCAGUGUAUACUAAAUGGUGGUUUUAAUACAAUUGCAUGCUGCUGUCCAUCUAGGAGCUGAAGCUGCCCUCCUACAAAGGCCAAUCUCCCCAGUUACAUCUGAGAAGAUACUUUGCAGAUCUGAUUGCCAUUGUGAGCAAUCGGUUCAGACUCUGUCCUGCUGCACGACAUCUAGCUGUGUAUCUGCUGGACCUCUUUAUGGAUCGCUAUGACAUAUCCAUACAGCAGCUGCAUGUGGUUGCUCUUUCCUGUUUACUUUUAGCAAGUAAAUUUGAAGAAAAGGAAGACAGUGUUCCCAAACUUGAACAACUGAACAGCUUGGGAUGUAUGACUAAUAUGAAUUUGGUACUAACAAAACAGAAUUUGCUUCAUAUGGAGUUACUGUUGCUAGAAACGUUUCAGUGGAAUUUGUGCCUCCCAACUGCUGCUCAUUUCAUCGACUAUUAUCUUUCUAUUGCUGUCCAUGAAACUGAUCUUCAUGAUGGCUGGCCAAUGGUUUGCUUGGAGAAGACUAAGUUAUAUAUGGCAAAAUAUGCUGAUUACUUUCUUGAAGUAUCGCUACAAGAUCAUGCAUUCUUAAAUUAUGCCCCUUCUUUAGUUGCCACUGCAUGUGUAGCUUCUUCAAGGAUUAUCUUACGCCUCUCACCAACAUGGCCUACUCGACUGCAUCAUCUUACUGCAUACUCCUGGGAUUUUCUAGUGCCAUGUAUUGAACGCCUAUUAAUUGCACAUGAUAAUGAUGUGAAGGAAGCAAACAAGCAAAAAGGACAACACGCUCAGUCUGCUCAACAUACUGUAUUUCAGACCCCAGGCCCGACUGCCCAGCAGGCUAAUGUUCAACCACACAUACCACAGUAUCUCCAAGCUCAUCAGUCUUCAUUACAGUAUCAUCAUCAGACAUCACAACAGCAAAACUGUCAGCAGAUAGUAUCAGCUAAUCACACAGCAUCUUAUCCACUUCAGACUUGCCCUGCUGCCUUACAGUCUAGUGUCCAGGCUCGAUCCCAUGUACAGACUGGUGCUGCUAUGUCACUAGCUGUUCCUCUAGAAGUGAAGCCAUGUAUAAGUGUCUCCUACAACCGGAGUUACCAAGUGAAUGGACGAUAUUCCUGUGUUACUCCCUGCUUUGAGAGGUGAUAAGUACAAAACUGAUCUUGGGCUUGUUUAUGGGGAGCAGGAAGUUGCAUUGAGGGGGAAUUAUUUUGUUUUUGUUUAACCUCAAAUAUAUUUGAGGGCAGGAAGUUGUAUUAAAAAAAAAAAGUGUCUUUCCAGGAAAAAAAAAGCAACUGGAUUGGCAAUUAGUACUGUAGCUCAAAUACAGACUGCUAAAACUAAGCACACGGAACAUCUGAAAGAAUGUGGUGUAUACCUGGGCAUAGUAACUUCUUACUCAGGCACUCAGAAUAGUCUGUGCUUCUAACGCACAUACUUGAAAUAUUAGCCAAAAGAAAAAUGGCUGUGGACUAACUACAGAAUUACUGUUUAAUGAAGGAGAUACGCAGUAUUAUUUUUGAAGACAUUUAUGUAAUACCACCAUACAGUAUUAACGUUUACUUUGAAUAUUCUGAAACUUAAGAAUCCACUGAAUGCCAGAUUUUUUCCAAAUAUGUAGGGACCAGAGGAAAAAACAAAUUUCAUUUUGAUAACUCCAUGCCCUUGCUUUUGUGUUGGAUAUUUGCUUUAGAUAUUUGCAUUUGGGUUAACUGGUAUUGUGGCUAGUUCUUAAGUUUUGUACCUCACAGGAUAGAUAUUAUGUUUUUCCUUCUUUUUUCUUUCCUUGUCCUUUUUGUUUAAAGUAACUCUUUCAUACUAACUCAGGGAAUUUUCUACUCAUUAUUUUGCGCUGCUGGUUUGUACGCUUAAUUGGGUAUAACCUGAGGGAGAAAGGGAAGAGAUUAUAGCAAAUGGAGUGGCUUUUCUUCAGGGCAUCUACAUACCAAGUACCAAAGGGGAUGCAUGAGUGUUCACAGAAUGUAGAUGUGAACUACUGUCCAGCAGUGAGGUAUUAAUGAUUGAAGAAAAGAGAAAGUUUCAUCCAAGCUUGGCUGUGCCAGAAUUGUUACAGUGGCUGUGAUUCCUCCAUGUACAUGCACACACAACAACCAAGUAUCCUCCAAUUGUACUGGCAGUAUCAAUUGUACAAAAAAAAAAAAAAGCAGGCAAAUUGAAAUCCAAUCUGUGUCAGGCUUACAGUGGAGGGAAAUUCUCAGGUAAUAGUGGGUCAAACUUAUAUUCUGUUUGGGAAUUCCAGAAGAAAAUGCAGAGAUCUACUCUUCUAAAUGGGUGGGUCAAAAUAUGUUGCAGAGUGAACUGCUUUAUCGCAAUUAAGAUGUUGAUCACAUAACUUUAGGAAAUUAUACUAUCUCCUGUGGAGCAGGUUGUCUGAGGGCAGAAAGCUUCACUUGUCCAACUCUUGGAUGAAAAUGGUAAUGAAGAUAGUAGGGAAAAACUUCUUAAAAAAUACCAGCCUCUCCUGUGGUAGAAUAUGGGAGGAAAUUUGGAUGACAGGAUUCUUACUUUAAAAUAUCUUUAUAGUUUGUAAACGUAAAGUUUUUGUUGUUGUUCUCUUACCAUCUUCUGCUUGUCUUAGUAGCAACACUUACAAAGCAUGUACCAUCCCACUGGGGAGCUCACAAAGACCAUUUUGAAAAUAGGGGCAAUUAAGAUAUGUUACCAAUAUUAAGGUGAGUGCUUUGUCACUGGAGAGAGGGCCUUUCCAUUAUGUUCAGAAUGGAGAGGAUACAAAUCCAUUCAUUCUCUCUGGAGUUGAAUGAUAACAUGCUACGAAAAUCUAUUUAUUGAUGAGGAGAAUAAAUCCUGUUCCUUUUGUUCUGUUUUCUGUAUAAAUCCCAAUUUUUGUUGUGGGCUUUUGUAGCAUAAAAGUCUAAGUCAAGAGGGGGUUAGGAGGAUAACAAGUUUAUUGCUGAGAAUCAGCUUUGAAAUAGAUAUAGGGUGGUCAAUUCUUACUUCCUUUAAGUGUAAAAUCUUUUUCCUCACCUUUCCAUCUAUUAAUGAAUAUUUUCCCUUGUCUGAAAGUAGCAUUCAGUUGAGAUUUUCCACUUCAUAAGAUGCCAUGCUUUUUAUUCAGCAUUGUUACCCAUGUAAGAGGGAAAUGGACUUCCUUCUACCAGUUUCAUUUUGUUGCAAUGCUAUAUCCAAGUCCUCAGUGCUCUUAACUACCUCUGAUACUAUGAAUGUACAGUCUUGUAAUAGACCAUGACUUGAAGUAACAGCAGAUGCCUGUAGCAAACUUUUCUGGAAAAUCUCAUCAGCUAACUCAUCAUCUUUAGUUGUGAUGCAGCAGUAUAGUACUUUUUUGGGUUCUUUUUGGUUUUGUUUUUUUUUUUUGAGUAUUAGUAAAGUUAUCCCAUAGGCAUUUGAUAUAUAAAAAUUUAACUAAUACUUAACACUGGAAUUAUAAUAGGUGGGGGGAUUAUUCAGUUAGCUAAUACAACAAACUUACAUUUAAUAGGGUAUUUUUAUUUGACAAUUUUUAAGACAUUAGGUCAACUGUAAAGAAAUCCACUACUUACUUUUUGUUUUUAAUUUAUUGCUUAGUCUGAAUUUUUUUUCUGACACUACAGCUUCAUAGUGACUGCAGAGAAAAUGUAUACUGAACAGUUUUGAUGUAUUAUUUAAAAGGGCUUUACCAGUGUACAUUAAAGAUACACUGUUCUUACUACUAGAACCAAAAUGUUUUCUAUAGCAUAAAUAGGAAUGGUGCUCCUGAAUGCAAAAUGUCCAAAACAAUGGAAUCUUUGUGAGUGCUAUGCAUUCAAUUUAUUUUUAAAAAUAAAACUAGUUUUGAAUAAGAAGGUCCCAGUGUAUACUAUGCUUUGUUUUAUUUUUUUAAUAUUUAAACUGGCCCUAAUAAGUCUUCUCUCACCAUCGCAUACGGGCUGGAGCUGUAUGGACUU